AGGAAGCCGCGGGGAUCCCCAGGCGACCCUAGUGUGGACGCAAUCCGAGCGAACCUCAGUUUCCCUGUGGGAGCUGAGGGUGGAUGGGGUUGGCCUGGAGCGAGCAGCGCAGGCGGGGCGGGAGAAAUGCGGUCCUGGGAGGGCGCAGGCAGGCUCUGGGCCCAGCGGGUCCUAGAACCCGCCGGCUGUCCCCGCGGGCGGGCUGCUGCGGACGCCUGGGCUCUCCCCGCGCGGCUGCCUGCCUCACGCGGUGCGGGCUCGGGGGUCCUAGAGCCCUCCAUGUCACAGGCUUUUGUCCCAGGCGUGGGACCCUCCUGGCAAGGGCCCCGGCGCCUGCUGCCCCCUCCCCGGCCGAGGUCCUGGCCGCCCCUCCCGCGGUCCUAGAGAACGCCAUCUUGCAGGCCUUUGUCCAGGUCCAUUCAUUUGUUCAUUCUGUCAUUCUUCGUUCACUCUUUCUUGCCACGUUCUCCGCGGCCACAUUUUCCCAGGGUUGUUCCGAGACGAGUCAGCCCCAGCCCUGUGGGGCUUCUCGCGGGAGCGCCGACACCUAGAAGGUUGCAGGGAGCGAGAAGCGCAGGGUUCUUACAGCUCUCGGCCUCUCCUCGGUGUGUCUCGUAGGCCCUAAAGCUCUUUAAACUCCCACGUACCUCAGCAAUUGAUUUCACUGACGAGAAAACAGGUUCAGUGCGCCGUGACGCCCUUACUUAUACUGCCUAUUAAGUAUUUCCGAAGGCAUUGGGAAAGCGAAUAUUUGAAGGAUGCAAAAGAGUUUUCCCAUGGGAGAAGGCAAGCAACUGCUCUCGAGGCAGAGGGCACUGUAUGUGGAGCUGCAUUUAGAUGGCUGCAGCUUUAGUCUCUUGGGAUGGGGUCACUGUCGCUGGAGCUGAGGCUGGUAAAGUAGCUUGGGAUUAGAUUGUUAACCGACCAUUUUGGAGGCCUAGGAGAUGAUUAGCUCUCACCUCUGCACAGUUCCCCAUCCUCCAUCUCACCAAAUCUCUCAUAGGCCGUGAGGCCUUUUGGGUGACUAUUUGUCUAGACAUGGAGAGACCUAGGUGCAGAGAGAAUAGAAAGUGGUUCCUUUUUUUCACCUCAUCCCUGUUCGCAGAGUCCUGGUCUAAACUCUCUGGGAAUUAAACCUCUACAUGGGAUGAGUAAUGAAGCAAGUCUUCAUUUUCCUCCUAAGUCAAUAGUAAAGCAAAGACAAGUCCCCUUCACUAAAGCAAUGAAUCCACUGGGGGGACAUAGGGGCGAUAUUUGGACCUUGAGAACUUGGACAGGCAGAGAAAUUCAGUCAUUAAAUAGUUGUUGACAGACAUUCUCACAAAUGCCUGCUAUGGCUGCAGGCCUGGGUUUGAAUUCCCUCUCAGAGGUUAAUUCUUUCAGUUUGUUUUGGGGUACCAGUCACAGUUCUAGGUGUAGUAGAUACAGAAUAAUAAAGGUUCCUGGCUUUUGCCAGCCUAGACUCUUGCGGAGAAUUAACAACCAAGCCGUAAAAUGGAACUUUGUCCAUCGAGGCCAUGGAAGUGGAGUCUGCAGAGGCCCGGUCACCAGGCCCGGGUUACAAGCGCUCGGGCCGCCGCUAUAAGUGCCUGUCCUGUACCAAGACGUUUCCAAAUGCGCCCAGGGCAGCACGACACGCUGCAACACAUGGGCCUUUAGACAGCGCAGAGGAGACAGGAGAGGUGAAGCUGAAGCCAGAGACAGAGCCCAAAGCCGAAGAUGCCAGCGGGGACAAGGUGUCCGGUGCAGCGGCUAAACCCAGGCCUUUUGCGUGCCUGCUCUGCCCCAAGGCUUACAAAACGGCACCCGAGCUGCGUAGUCACGGGCGCAGCCACACUGGUGAGAAGCCUUUCCCUUGCCCCGAGUGUGGCCGCCGCUUCAUGCAACCCGUCUGCCUGCGCGUGCACCUGGCCUCGCACGCUGGCGAGCUGCCUUUCCGCUGUGCGCACUGCCCCAAGGCCUAUGGUGCGCUCUCCAAGCUCAAGAUUCACCAGCGCGGUCAUACGGGUGAGCGGCCCUACGCCUGUGCUGACUGCGGCAAGAGCUUUGCCGACCCCUCUGUGUUCCGCAAGCACCGGCGCACACACGCCGGCCUCAGACCCUAUGGUUGCGAGCGCUGUGGCAAGGCCUACGCAGAGCUCAAGGACCUGCGCAACCACGAGCGGUCCCACACAGGUGAGCGUCCCUUCCUCUGCUCAGAGUGCGGGAAGAGCUUUUCCCGCUCAUCCUCGCUCACGUGCCACCAGCGCAUCCAUGCAGCGCAGAAACCCUAUCGCUGCCCAGCCUGUGGCAAGGGCUUCACGCAGCUCAGCUCCUACCAGAGCCACGAGCGUACUCACUCUGGCGAGAAGCCCUUCCUGUGUCCACGCUGUGGCCGCAUGUUCUCCGACCCCUCGAGCUUCCGGCGCCACCAGCGGGCGCAUGAGGGCGUGAAGCCUUACCGAUGUGAGAAGUGUGGCAAGGACUUCCGGCAGCCGGCGGAUCUGGCCAUGCACCGGCGGGUGCACACAGGCGAUCGGCCAUUCAAGUGCCUGCAGUGUGACAAGACGUUCGUGGCGUCCUGGGACCUCAAGCGGCAUGCUUUGGUGCACUCAGGCCAGCGGCCCUUCCGCUGUGAGGAGUGCGGGCGAGCCUUCGCCGAGAGAGCCAGUCUCACUAAGCACAGCCGGGUGCACUCGGGUGAGCGCCCCUUCCAUUGUAACGCCUGUGGAAAGUCCUUUGUGGUGUCGUCAAGCCUGAGGAAGCAUGAACGGACCCAUCGAAGUAGUGAGGCCACGGGGGCUCCGCCACAGCAGGAGCUGGUAGUGGGGCUGGCACUGCCUGUCAGUGUGGCAGGCGAGGGCCCAACGGCCCCAGCAGCAGGUGCAGGGCUAGGGGACCCUCCAGCCGGGCUGUUAGGGCUGCCCCCAGAAUCAGGAGGUGUGAUGGCCACCCAGUGGCAAGUGGUGGGCAUGACAGUGGAGCAUGUGGAGUGCCAAGAUGCUGGGGUUGGGGAGGCCCCUGGUCCCUUGGCGGGGGCAAGUGAGGUAGAGGGUGAGGAGGUUGAUGAGAAGCCACCGCAGUUUGUGUGCCGGGAAUGCAAGGAGACGUUCUCCACGCUGACGUUGCUGCGACGCCACGAGCGCUCACACCCAGAGCUCCGGCCCUUUCCCUGCACCCAGUGCGGCAAGAGCUUCUCAGACCGCGCUGGGCUGCGCAAACACAGCCGCACACACAGCUCCGUGCGCCCCUACACCUGCCCCCAUUGCCCCAAAGCCUUCUUGAGUGCAAGCGACCUGCGCAAGCAUGAACGCACCCACCCUGUGCCCAUUGGGACCCCCACGCCCCUUGAGCCCCUUGUGGCUUUGCUAGGAAUGCCUGAAGAGGGGCCCGUCUGAGGUCCAUGCACCUUCAUCUGCAUUCUCAGGAGCCCAGCCCCCAUAGGGUGCCUCCUGAACCUCCCUUUGCAUCAGCUUAUUCUUUAGACCCAAGAUCCCUGCUCCCCAAGCAGCCUGCUCACCUUCCCAACAAAGAUCUGGGGACAGUGGAGGCUGGUACCCACUGUUGAGAGACAUGGCUCUCCCUGAAUAACACUCAUUAAAGCAUUCACUUUUACA
Pteropus alecto (black flying fox) is the source of this 3596-nucleotide messenger RNA. RefSeq names its product zinc finger protein 668 (gene ZNF668). Gene Ontology annotation, biological process: regulation of transcription by RNA polymerase II. Gene Ontology annotation, molecular function: RNA polymerase II cis-regulatory region sequence-specific DNA binding; DNA-binding transcription factor activity. The transcript has 3 exons. The coding region runs from base 1518 to 3377 and encodes 619 amino acids. NCBI's taxonomy places the organism in Eukaryota, Metazoa, Chordata, Mammalia, Chiroptera, Pteropodidae. The record is from RefSeq and is a predicted model, not a curated record.